ACCAAGAAGUGGCGGUUUCGUUUUUGGAAGCCACUAUUCAAAGCUGGUGUAGGGAGGCGGCCGACGGGACAAGAGUGAUGGCCUCCCGGGGUCGCGGGGUGGAAAAGUUCCCGGCGUCUGCCCUGCUCGUAGCACACUUGUGGGGCCCAGGACGUCGGGGUCCCCGGCAUCUCGGUCCUGAGACCUGCCCGCCCAUCAGUUCUCUGGCUUUUCUGUAUGAGUAGAGAAGACAGUUGUCGUAAGUAGAAGUGACACAGCAUUUAUUAGGAUGUCUGAAGAUGAAGAAAAAGUGAAAUUACGCCGUCUUGAACCAGCUAUCCAGAAAUUUAUUAAAAUAGUAAUCCCAACAGAUCUGGAGAGGUUAAGAAAGCACCAGCUAAAUAUUGAAAAGUAUCAGAGAUGCAGAAUCUGGGACAAGCUGCAUGAAGAGCAUAUCAAUGCGGGGCGUACAGUUCAGCAACUCCGCUCCAAUAUCCGAGAAAUGGAGAAGCUUUGUUUGAAAGUCCGAAAAGAUGACCUAGGGCUCCUGAAGAGAAUGAUAGAUCCUGUUAAAGAAGAAGCCUCAGCAGCAACAACAGAAUUUCUCCAACUCCAUCUGGAAUCUGUAGAAGAACUUAAGAAACAAUUUAAUGAUGAAGAAACUUUAGUACAGCCUUCUUUGACCAGAUCUGUGACUGUUGGUGGAGCAUUUCAUACUGCUGAAGCUGAAGCUGAAGCCGAUCCUCAGAGUAUGACUCAGAUAUAUGCAUUGCCUGAAAUUCCUCGAGAUCAAAACGCUGCAGAAUCAUGGGAAAUCUUAGAAGCGGACUUAAUUGAACUUAGCCAACUGGUCACAGAAUUCUCACUCCUAGUGAAUUCUCAGCAGGAGAAGAUUGACAGCAUUGAAAACCAUGUCAACACUGCCGCUGCGAAUGUGGAAGAGGGAACCAAAAACUUGGGGAAGGCUGCAAAAUACAAGCUGGCAGCUCUGCCCGUGGCAGGUGCACUCAUCGGAGGAGUGGUGGGGGGUCCGAUUGGCCUCCUUGCAGGCUUCAAAGUGGCAGGAAUUGCAGCUGCACUUGGUGGUGGAGUGUUGGGCUUCACAGGUGGAAAAUUGAUACAAAGAAGGAAACAGAAAAUGAUGGAGAAGCUCACUUCCAGCUGUCCAAAUCUUCCCAGCCAAACUGACAAAAAAUGCAGUUAGAAACCAAAGUUCAGUGUUAUUGGCGCCAACGUGUCUAUCCUGAUGGGCCCUUGCUGCUGUUGGACACUCAGUUUUUGGAACAUGAUUAUGUCAAGAUAGUGGCUGGAGAUGCUGAAGUGGGAUUGAACUGUGAUAAGUGGAUAUAUUUUUUGUUUGCCGGGAUGUUAAUGGAGUUGAGGGGCCUGGGCUGAGGGUGUAUGAUGCUUGUCAGAUACCAUUUAAAGACUGCUAGGGAGCAGAUUUUCCUCCUGGAAAUGUGAAAACCGAACCCGUGACUUUGACAGGGACAUGAGUUCCAUGGACAUCUUGGGUCGUGGAAGAACAGUUUCUUUCGUAACCCUGAUUUGGAGACCCCAAGGCUAAGAAUAUUAUAAAUAUGCUUUUUACCUCCUAAAUGUAGAUUAUUUAGGCCUGUCAGCGAAGAAAAGAAUGGGAGUUCGCGAGCCUUUUUAUCAAAUGAAACCUAGAUCGAGCAAGGAGUACAGGUGAAGUGCAUGUGAACCCACUUACAGCUUGGCCCAGCUAUGUUUUCUGAUGAAGGAAACUAAUAGUGAAAGAAAAUGCAAAGAGAGGCCCAACUUUUCUUUCCAGUGUCUUCAUUUGUGACGCUGGCCCCUUCUCUGAACUCUGCCCUCUGUCACUCUAGAAACAGAAUCUCAAGUGGUAGGGGGUAUUAUUGAGCCAGUCACUAAGCUUGCUCUGUCAGCUUGUCUCUUCCCCUGGAAGACCUAGUGCCCUCUGCCUUCCUUCCCUGUACUUUUCAAAAUUCUUUGACUUGUGGAGUGAGUUCUACCCAUGUGUAAUGAGGGCUUUUCUCAUAGUCAAUUUUAUUGUUUCCCAUCCUUUCCUGUAAUUUCUAGGUAAGAGAGGGAGGGAGAAAGAGAGAUCUCCAAAUAUUUCCCACAUUGUUAGAGUUUGAGCUAAAAAUUAAGCAGGCGGGAAAUAUGCCAGAUCAUCUCUCUGGGCAUCUUCCAAUUCCAAGGGGCCGAUGCAGCCGCCACACAGGGAGCCUCCGACCCGGGUGAAGCGAAGCGCUGGCUUUCUACCUUGCGUCUCUUCCCGCCGUCCUUUCCCCCAGGCUUUGCUCUCUCCUGUGUUUUCCUUCACUUUUCACAGCUGCCAUUUCUUCCCAAGAAUGGCAUUCACGUUUGCCUUUUCGCACAUUCAGGGCAAUGAUGGACAAAGCCUGGUGCCAACAGUCAGUCCCUGCCGGUGGAUUUGCGGUGCUAAUCCCAACACUUGACCUUGACAGCAAGCACGGCCCAGCCCAAACCAAUGUCUGUAUCAAGCCAAAUGGUAUUCAAUUUAGAGAGAAAGAAUUUAAGACUGCAGGCAGCCUCAUCCUAGACCCCAAACCCAGUAGAAAUAGGAAGGAACCACCUUUUGCCUUACUCCUACUCAGCUCUGCGGACAGAGGAAUGGGAACCAACACCUCCAACGGUGUGAGCGUUCUCUGCCCAGGCGCCCGUCACCAGGCAGGCGGAUGGUUUAUCCUUUCUCUCUAGCUGAGCUUACUCAUCAUAACUUUUAUUGAUUGCUGCCUUGUGUUCCUCUUUCUAAUCUAAAGAGACCUUUCUCCUUCACACUUUUUGACUCACCAUUUCUUGUUAAAUGCCGUGUUUUGCCAUGUAUAAUGCACACCCAAGUUUUGUGCACACUAUACACGGGAUUAUUAUACCCAUGGUAUGUAAUCAUUAUACCCAUGUAUAAUGCUCAUCCUUAUUUUUCCUCAAAACUUUGGGCAAAAGAGUGUGCAUUAUACCCAGCAAAAUACAGUAACUAGAAAAUUUCAAGUACUGUAUUGCUACCUGCUGACUUGUAUCUUUUAUAUAAUACCAAAAAGGAAGUACUUUGAAUAAGUGUCAGAUUCUGACCCAGUAUUUGAUACUGGUACCUAUAAGGUCAGGAUAAUUACUUUCGAACUCCACCUUUUGUUUUGUUUUGUUUUCUGAUCCUUGCUGUCCCUUUAGCACAGGGUGUUCAAACCUGAGUGGAGAUCAGAAUCACAUGCGGGGCCUAUGUAAUAAAACGAGAUUCCGAAACUUCAGUCCCACAGGUGGUUCUGAUAAUGGUCAAUCUGUCCUGGUCGGCUAAAAUUUUAAGAUACAGUUACAUCGAGAUUCAAGUGUAUCAUUGAAUUCUAUAAUUCCUAGUAGUCUGCCCUGCAACAUCGCCCCAUCUGCAUUGCUGCACGUUGUUCCCACUCUGCCAACCCCAAAUUGCUGAGGCUUUUCCCCACCAUCUUAACACAGCUAGGGACUCACUAUACUGUCAAGCUGGUGGCACCUCAGGACCUGAAGGAGAGAGGAGGCCUGAGACCGAAGCUCAUGCUUUGUCUUGGGCCGUCUGGUUUUUACUGUGCAAGACACCAUUGUAUGUGCUCAUGAAGGCCUGUGAGUUUGCCACUCACCAGGAUUGGGCUAUUGCUCUAGCAGCUUUCAUGACUGGGCCAGUUACAAUCCUUUUAAAAAGUUUUCUUUAAAAUUAUUUAGAAAUUGUAUCUAAUUUUCCCAUAAUAGAUCCUACUAGCCAGCUUUUGGUAGAAAUCGCCAGAAGUAUUUAAUCAACUGUAAAUGAUACACCUAUAAACUUUGGUGUUGGCAGUAUACGUUAGUCAAUAUGACACAGAAACUAAUCAAGUUGAAUUUAAUGCCCAACAGUAUUAGAUCAAAUUAAUCUUUAUUAUUCAGGUCUUAUUUUUACUGCAACAAGUUAAAAUGUAAAGGACACUUUGAUUAAGUUCUUCAUAUUUAUAGAGGCUUCUUUGGAUAAAGGAAGCACUCCUCAAGAUGUUUUUGAUAUAAUAAUCUGAUAACUUCAUUACAGAGCAGAGACCAAACCUUUCUGAUUGUAACCCACAGUAAAAAAACGCACUUAAACAAAACUCAGCAUAUGUAUAAUGGAACACUUCUUACCAUUAUGCGCAGUGCAUUCUGAUGUUUUUUGUUGUUUCAGUUUCUAAGAUAUGCUGGUUGCAACCUACUCGGGUGAUUUUAUAAUCUACCAAUCAGUUGAGACCCUUAGUUUGAGAAAAAAAACAAAAAGAAAAAAAAAACACCAUGGUCACAGGGGAGCUGAUAGUCACUGAAUAUCUUCUGUUUGCCAGGCACUUCACUAGGCAUUUUACAGGUAGGGAAACUGAGUCUUAGAGAAGUUAAAUAAUUUGCAGAGGGCUAUUGAACUACAAGUGGGCGGAGCUAGGGUAGUAACUAGAUCUAUUGUACUAUAGAAACUAUUAAUCUCAUACUGUGCUACUUCUGUAUGUAAAAUUGAAGUGUGCCCUUUAUUCUGUGUCACCCAAACACCCAUGUAUUCUGUAAAUCAGGAUUACUUUGAAAUUACACGUGCCAUUCAUUUGCACUUCAAAUUUUUUUCCCCCCUCAAAGCAGCCUCAAGAUUUUUAGGAUUGGCCAACGCAGUAGUACAUGGUGCUGAGUUUCGUCCUUAGACUAUAAAAUUAAAAGUGUUUCUAGCCCACCCACACAUCCUACAAAUUUCGUUAAUGUUCGUGGAUUAUAGCCAUCACUUAAGCAUGAUUUUUAUAUUUAAUAAAAAAUUAAAAAUUUUAAGACAAAUCUAUCAUAACUCAUAGAAUCAAAUGAUUAUGCUUUAAAAUGGCACUCUUGGGAAGCCAUGCACUCACCGAAUGAUGCUAGUAUUAGAACAUUUUGAAAAUUUUCUUUUAGCAUUGCCUCCAAAGACAUUGUGCGAACCACAUAAAAAAAGCUUUCUCAGUGUUUUCUGGCCCCAGACUAUGCUCUCCGGUCCGCGUGACCACUCUCCCUUGCCCAGCUUGCUUCUCUUCCACCGGCUGAGCCUCCUACCCAGCUCUGCCAGAGCCACUAACCUCAGGGGGUCCGCGGGGCGGGGGCGGGGUGCUGUCCUGGCCUGCGUGGCUGGAGCAAGAACUCUGAGACUACCCUGAAGCUGAGGGCUGGAAGGGGAGACCACUGCGAGCCCAGAACCCCGCUCUGGGGUCUGCCCGCCUGCCCGAAAGUGCUGGGCGUAGUUUGCACAGGAGUACGAACCGAAUACUGGUUGGUUACACCAAUCACAAGAUAAUGUAUAACAACACUUUUCUCCAGCUAACAUACCAGUUAACAGAAGCCAAACCACACCAUACUUUUUAAAAUGGAAAGGUCUUUCCCCUUUGCCCUUCAUUGCUGCCACGUGAAAUCUUUUAAAGGAAGGAUGAAGAAAAACCUGGGGGAAAGGUUCUCCUGCGCAAUGGAAGACUUUCUCUUAUAAUAAAGGAUGAUGUGACUGGCUCUCAGGUACUUCCGAAUGUUAGACAAUGUUCUUAAGUAGCCAGAGGCCUAAUAAAAGGCAGGUGCAUCCCUGCCAGCCUAAAUUAAUGUAAAUGGUUCAGGCUUUGUGCUUUUAUUAAAACUUUGUUUCUAACAGGUGGUUCUCACUAUUUAUAUUCAUUAAUUUGACAUCAUUUUACAGAGAAACAUCCUGGGUAUAAUAAACAAUCAACGGUAAAUGAUCCACAUAUUAUUAUCUACAUCACUGCCCUCAAAGAAAUUCUGCACACCAAUGUGUGUGCUCCUAACAGCCUGGGAGACAAGAAAUACAUCUGUGCGAUAUCAUCAAAAGAAAGAAAUUGAAAGAAAAGUGUAAAAGAUGUCAAAGGCAAAUGGUUGGUGCAAGAUCAAAGCUAGUUAGCUCAAAAGCUAGAAUUCUAACCACAGUCUAAGAAAAAAGCAAAUGCUCACCGUAAUUUAACUGAGUUUUUGUUAUGCCCUAUCAAGUUGCCUGCUGAGGCUUGUCUUUCAAGCCAGUUGGAAAGUUCCAGAUCAGGCAGUGGCUGGAGUAGAAGGAGAACCGAGUGUGGAACCGGGAGGUCAGGGCUCUGGGUUUGGCUUUGUCUCCUGUAGUGACUUGUUCUCCAGGGUGGCCGCCACCUCCAAUUCGGGCCAGGGAUGCCCCAGCUGUAAAUUUUAGUGGGUACCAGCCUCUCACUGGGUCCUGUCAAUUCUACUCUGAAUGUUAGUUGCCACCACACUAGUAAAAGACUUUACUUCCCACCCCUCCCUCAUCUUCCCCCACUUUAAGCCAUUCCUGCCAUCACAGCCACAAGAAUGAGAACCAGGUCUGGCUGUCAUUUUGUUCCUGAAGUAUUUCCAGCGUCUUCCAUUGACACCCAAUGAAGUUCAAGUCCCAUAGGCUGGCAUUCACAGCCUUCCAUAUUCCGGC
Molecule: messenger RNA, 6382 nt
Organism: Pteronotus mesoamericanus
Lineage: Eukaryota; Metazoa; Chordata; Mammalia; Chiroptera; Mormoopidae
Gene: STX17
Product: syntaxin 17
Exons: 8
Coding region: 269-1183 (304 amino acids)
Biological process (GO): vesicle fusion; intracellular protein transport; vesicle-mediated transport
Cellular component (GO): SNARE complex; autophagosome membrane; endomembrane system
Molecular function (GO): SNARE binding; SNAP receptor activity
Source: RefSeq, a predicted model, not a curated record